This is a messenger RNA of Trichoderma harzianum CBS 226.95, 1389 nucleotides long. RefSeq lists its product as hypothetical. Gene Ontology annotation, molecular function: methyltransferase activity. The record is from RefSeq and is a predicted model, not a curated record. The transcript is spliced from 2 exons. NCBI's taxonomy places the organism in Eukaryota, Fungi, Ascomycota, Sordariomycetes, Hypocreales, Hypocreaceae. The coding region runs from base 1 to 1389 and encodes 462 amino acids.
AUGGUAACAAAGAAGCGAAAAAGUCGGAAGGGGACUCGUCACCAGGAGCCGGAAAAGACAUCUCCCCGCGACUCCAAGCCACAGAGCGCCGAUGGCACAGACGACGAUGAUCAAACCAUCAAGACUAGUCAGGAGGAAUGUGAAGAAAAGGGCGCCGACACUGACCAUGUGGAAGACGAAGACGAAGACAAUGACGAAGACGAUGACAAAUUCGAGGUAGCUUCUCUUUACCCAGCGAGCCAGUUCCCCCGUGGCGCGAUGAGCACCUACAGAUCAGGUGGCGGCCAUUUUGUUAUGGGGGAUUCACGAGCGAUGGCUUCAGACCUAGCGUCCACUCGAUCUCUAUGGACCAUGGACCUGGACUAUCGAGAGCUUCAUGGUCGUAGGUAUUGUCGCGACUAUUACAUGCCAAACGAUGAGCUUGAGCAGCUGCGUGCGACUUUGCUCCAUCAAGUUUUCCUCCACAUUUUCGAUGGAGAACUCACUCUUGCCCCGCUUGAGGAGCCGCCGACGCAUAUUCUCGAUGUUGGAACCGGCACCGGAGAUUGGGCCAUCAGGAUGGCAGAGAUGUAUCCGGAAUGCGAGGUUGUAGGCACCGACAUAUCCGCCAUUGCGGAGACCGAGAGCGUUCCUGUCAAUGUGUUUUUCGAAAUCGAAGAUGCUGAAGACUGGGACAGGCCGCCAGAUCAUUAUGAUAUGAUCCACAUGCGCUAUCUGAUGGGGUCAUUCCGCGACUGGCGUUUCGUUUACGACUGCGCUUACUACUCGCUCAAGCCUGGCGGAUGGAUAGAGGUGAUUGAUUUCGAAGGGUUUGACGGCACUAUUUGUAUCGACCAUUUCCCGCCCGAAUCUCCUAUCCAUUCGUUGUUCAAGGAUAUCCACAAGGCUGCAGAUCUGGCAGGCCGAAAUUUGUCCAUGGAUCACCUAGAUGCCUUACAACUAUGGAAUGCGGGCUUCGUGGAUGUUAGAGUGAUGGAAUAUUCUCUCCCCAUGGUGUUUGGUGAACCAUCUGUGGACAAGCUUUGGGUAAUGGGUCUGAUUGAUGGCAUUGAAUCAUCGGCUUUGCGCCUCCUCACCGAACAUCUUGGAUGGGACCCCGAGGAGUGCAAGGCCGUCUGCGAGCAGGUAGCCAGGGAGAUUGCAAAUUUAUCGAGAAAAGACUCCGCCAAAGACCUUGUUAUUAAGCUUCGACUCGCCAUAGCACGGAAGCCCGUUCAAGCGCCAAAAUCAGAGGCUACUUGGCCGGCAGAAGAACCUCUAAGUCUUAGGCCCCGGAAGGAGGAGGGAACUACAGAAACUGAGCCUAGGCAAGACGAAGUGCCUCCGUCAAGUGACGACAUAACGGAGCCCCAUCCUUUGCGCGAUGCCGUACUGAUUGACACACAUUGA